GAUCCCAACAAAGAAAACCAUGAAACUUCUCAAGGUUUUCUUGAUGUUGGCCUUGCUCAUGGCCCUGGCCAUCACUCUCUCCGCCGCAGCACCAUCUGAAGAAGAACCAUUCGUUGACAAUGACGAUGACGCAAGCGAAGUUGCUGAUGAUCUUCUCCCGUCGGCAGACGGCCAAGAACAACCAACUUCUCUCCGAGGAACAAGCCGGUUUCUUGCUCAGAAACCUCGGGCCGUGAUGACAUGUAACAAGUACCCCAGAGUCUGCCGUGCCGCGGGCAGUCCGGGGCCUGAUUGCUGCAAGAAGAAAUGCGUGAACGUGAAGACAGACAGGCUUAACUGCGGGAUGUGUGGUAAGAAGUGUAAGUACUCAGAGAUUUGCUGCAAAGGGAAGUGUGUAAACCCAAUGUCCCACAAAAGACACUGCGGGGGUUGCAACAAUCAGUGCAGCAAAGGAAGCAAAUGUUUGUAUGGGAUGUGCAGCUACGCAUAGAAACCAACUUCAGCAGACCUUCUUCAAGAAUUUUUGAUCAAAUGAUCAAGCUAGCAUAUAUGUUUAUGCUACAGUCAAUUGAAUUAUAGA
Theobroma umbraticum is the source of this 580-nucleotide messenger RNA. RefSeq lists its product as uncharacterized. The record is from RefSeq and is a predicted model, not a curated record. NCBI's taxonomy places the organism in Eukaryota, Viridiplantae, Streptophyta, Magnoliopsida, Malvales, Malvaceae.